AUGUUGUCCUGCCACCACGGUUACCAUGGUAAUGAAAUAUCCAGGCUUCCGGAUACGCUGUUCACCAGUUUGUCAAACUUGGUGUGGUUAGAUCUCAGAAAUAACCAAAUCACAUCCCUUCCUGCGAAAAUUGGUCUACACAGAUGUCUGAAAACGUUGCUGCUAGAAGGGAAUCCUAUCACAGAGCUUCCACUGGAAUUGGGUAACGUGAUUACUCUCAAGGCCCUGAGUUUGAGGCAUUGCCCCAUCACGUUUCCACCUCAAGAGGUUGUGGGGCAGGGCCUCCAAUGCAUCCUACAGUACCUACGGAGUGCCAUGGCCGAACGACCGGUUAGUGUGCGGAACUCUCUUCCAGACAUGCCCCCAGUGGAGAAGCUACAGUUGACAGAGCUUGUGAAGUCCAGUUUGGACCUUUGUGAAGAGGUGGUGGAUGAAGAUGAGCUGCAGAGGUUCAGAGAGCUGAGGCAGAAGAUGAGCCAAAUGGACAGAGAUGAGUUUGGCUAUGCCCUCCCUAUUUCACGCCUCCCUAGAGCAGCAGAGGGUGAUAGAGGCCACAAGACAUACCCGCUGCCCGUCAUUAAAAGAAAGAAAGAGAUUACCAGGGGAAAUAUAUUUCCCGAGCUCCCUCCCUUUGACAUGCAGUACUGGAAGAAGUCAGAGGAGAGAAGACUGGCUGCAAUGAAAGAGCUUAAAGAAAAACAAGCCAUUCUUGAACAAAGGAGGAAGUAA
Salvelinus namaycush (lake trout) is the source of this 729-nucleotide messenger RNA. RefSeq names its product leucine-rich repeat-containing protein 27-like. The transcript has 6 exons. The record is from RefSeq and is a predicted model, not a curated record. NCBI's taxonomy places the organism in Eukaryota, Metazoa, Chordata, Actinopteri, Salmoniformes, Salmonidae. Gene Ontology annotation, molecular function: protein binding. Bases 1 to 729 code for a protein of 242 amino acids.